This is a messenger RNA of Bipolaris sorokiniana ND90Pr, 1289 nucleotides long. RefSeq lists its product as uncharacterized. Gene Ontology annotation, molecular function: O-methyltransferase activity. Bases 62 to 910 code for a protein of 282 amino acids. The transcript is spliced from 3 exons. The record is from RefSeq and is a predicted model, not a curated record. Lineage: Eukaryota; Fungi; Ascomycota; Dothideomycetes; Pleosporales; Pleosporaceae.
AGACGCGUCGAGUGUGACAGCCACUGAUACAUUUUCAUUUCGCCAUUGAACGGCAGCAAUCAUGGGUAGCUUCGACCAGAGCAAAGCGUACGCAGCACAAGAGGAAGAGGGUGCUUUUUUUGACGAUGGGCGGGAGAUUGAGCUGCUGCACUUUGUUUACUCGCACCCCAACAUUGACAAGAUACGAGGCUCACCAGAGGGCGUCUUAGCUGCCAUUGAUGAAUAUGGGCGAACAAAGAAGUAUCUCAUGAAUGUAGGAGAGGACAAGGGCCGCAUUGUCACUGAUCUCAUUGCAGAGGUCAAGCCAAAAACUAUGAUCGAACUCGGUGGUUACGUGGGUUACUCGUGUAUCCUCUUCGCAGACGCAGUACGAAAAGCUGGCGGUGAGCGAUACUUUAGCUUCGAGCGUGAUCCUGCAUUCGCGGCAGUCAUCAUGUCCCUUGUCGACCUUGCAGGGCUCAGUGAUCUCGUAAAGGUGGUCGUGGGCUCGAGCGAUGAGGGAAUUGCACGUCUGGUAGCAUCUGGCCAGCUCAAGCAUGUAGAUCUCAUGUUCUUAGACCACUACAAGCCAGCCUACACGACGGAUCUCAAGCUCUGCGAAGAACUAGGGUUGAUUACCAAGGGCUCAGUGCUCGCUGCAGACAACGUCAUUAAGCCCGGAAAUCCGCCAUACUUGAAGUACGUCAGGUCGAGCGUCGAGGACAAGGUCAAGGAGGCUGGAGAGAAGGGCCAAACGAACCUCAAUGGCAUUGCUGAGACGAAUGUCAAGAUGUACGAGAAGCGAUAUGGCAAGGCCAAGUUCAGUGAAAGCAAAGGCAACCCGCGUCUGCAGUACGAGAGCAAGCUGGUCAACAGCUUCGAGCCGACGGGCGUUCCUGACGGGAUCGAGAUUACGCGAUGCGUUGGGUAGGAACGCGUGAGAAUAGAGGGAUAUGGGCGGCACAGUUGGAUCACUGGGGGUCAGGGGGCGGAUGUGGAGUCCGGGGACCGACAGGAAGGAGGGGGGUGGAAUAUUCAAUACGGGUCCAGCUACAAGAGUGAAUGUGAUCAAACAUGCAAUCCUCCUUGCUGAUGACGGAGCUACAAGAAGGAUGAAAACGCCACCUCGGAAUUCAAUGCAGUGACUAUGCAGUAGGUGGUCAGUCACAAAGAAGCAAAUACGCGACACAGCAGGGAUGAGGAUCUACACGACGUCUACUUUGCAUUUGCUGGAUCUCAGACGGAACGACCGGUGUCUAGCGCUGCCGCACAUGUCGUACCCGCAUAUUGUCCACAGGCCAAAUAACGAU